UGUAGCUAAAAGCCGGUUGCGAGAUGUGGCGUUGAUUUUCGAUUUGCCACUAUCGUCCUGUGUUAUAUAUUCCGAAGAACGAGAGAAACGGAUACUAAAGGGGUGAUUUUUUAAUUGUCGGAAUGGAGCUCACGAACGACAACUUAGCAGUAUUGAGCGGAUAUUUGAAGCAAACUCUCAGCCCUGAUGUGAAUAUCAGACGUCCAGCCGAGAAAUUUUUGGAGGCGGUGGAGGUCAACCGGAACUAUCCCUUAUUGUUACUUCAUUUAAUAGACAAGUCCGAAAUUAACAUAACCACUAGGAUCGCUGGGGCUGUUGCAUUUAAAAAUUAUGUUAAGCGUAAUUGGAAAGUGGAAGAAGAUUCAGUUGACCGCAUACACGCGCAAGAUAGAGAUGCGAUUAAGCAACUCAUCAUCGACUUGAUGUUGCGUUCUCCAGAUUCGAUACAAAAACAGCUGUCAGAUGCUGUAUCUAUUAUUGGGAAAUAUGAUUUUCCCAACAAGUGGCCUGAAUUGAUUGAUCAGAUGGUAGAAAAGUUCAAUACUGGUGAUUUUCAUGUAAUUAAUGGCGUCUUGCACACCGCACAUUCCUUGUUCAAGAGGUAUAGGUAUGAAUUUAAAAGUGAGAAUCUCUGGAGAGAAAUCAAAUUUGUAUUGAAUCAAUUUGCGAAGCCUCUGACAGAUUUGUUUUUAGCCACAAUGAAUUUAACGCAAGUACAUGCUAACAAUGCGGAAGCAUUAACAGUUAUAUAUAAUUCUUUAGUUAUCUUGUGCAAAGUGUUUUAUUCUCUUAAUUUCCAAGAUUUACCAGAAUUUUUCGAAGAUAACAUGGAGUCGUGGAUGAGAAAUUUUCAUACUUUAUUAAACGUCGAAGUCCCUUCCUUGCAGACUACGGGUGAUGAGGAAGCAGGUGUGAUAGAGCAGCUAAAGUCGCAGGUGUGCGACAAUGUUGGCCUGUACGCUCAGAAGUACGACGAGGAAUUCCAGCCGUAUUUACCAGAAUUUGUUACAGCAGUUUGGAAUUUGCUUACAUCCACGGGGCAACAACCAAAAUAUGAUUCUUUAGUUUCAAAUGCGUUGCAAUUCUUGGCCACAGUUGCCGAUCGGGCACAAUACAGGCAUUUGUUCGAAGAUCCAACAACUCUCAGCAGUAUCUGUGAAAAAGUUAUUAUUCCCAACAUGGAAUUUAGAGAGUCGGAUAACGAGUUGUUCGAAGAUAAUCCUGAAGAAUAUAUCAGACGAGAUAUCGAAGGCAGCGAUAUAGAUACCAGAAGACGCGCCGCGUGCGAUCUAGUUAAAGUAUUAUCGAAAUACUUUGAAAUGAAAAUUAUGGAAAUUUUCGGAGCAUAUAUACAGAUAAUGCUGCAAAACUAUGCUGAGAAACCGUUACAGAAUUGGCGCAAUAAAGAUGCCGCCAUUUAUCUCAUUACGAGUAGUGCGAGUAAAGCGCAGACACAGAAGCACGGAGUCACUCAAAGUAGCGAGCUCGUUCCGUUACCGCAAUUUGCGGAACAACAUAUCCAACCGGAACUGACAAAACCGAACGUAAAUGAGUUCCCGGUGCUGAAAGCGGAUGGAAUAAAAUUUAUAAUGACGUUCAGAUCAGUGUUACCACGCGAAGUGGUAAUAGGAAGUUUGCCGCAGUUAAUAAGACAUCUAAGCGCCAACAGUAUCGUCGUGCACAGUUACGCCGCUUGCGCGAUUGAAAAGAUAUUGGCGAUGAGAGGUCCCGAUAAUCUAUCUCUGGUCAAAGGAGCCGAUUUGUCGCCACUCGUGGCGGACUUGCUGAAAGGACUGUUCGCCUGCUUGAACACAUCCGGUUCCGAGGAAAACGAAUAUGUCAUGAAGGCUAUCAUGAGGAGUUUCGGUAUUUUGCAAGAGGUCGUGGUGCCGUUCUUGGCCGAUUUGCUUCCGAAACUUACCGAGAAACUCGCUAUCGUAUCGAGAAAUCCAAGCCGGCCGAAUUUCAAUCAUUAUCUCUUCGAAACCCUGAGCUUGUCCAUCAAAAUUGUCUGCAAAACGAAUCCUGUAGCGGUGUCAUCUUUCGAACAGGCGUUGUUUCCUAUCUUCCAGGGAAUCUUGCAGCAGGAUAUACUGGAAUUUAUUCCUUACGUUUUCCAAAUUCUCGCGUUGCUCCUGGAGCUACGAACUACCCAAGACGUCUCGGAACCGUACAUGGCUCUGUUCCCGUGUCUGUUGUCGCCGGUGUUGUUCGAGCGGCAGGCCAAUAUCCAUCCCCUGAAUCGCUUGUUGCAAGCAUUCAUCAGCCACGGCUCGCAUCACAUCGUAGCACAGGAUAAGACGAGCGGACUGUUGGGAGUGUUCCAGAAGUUGAUCGCGUCAAAAGCGAACGAUCACGAGGGAUUCUUACUGAUGCAGAGCAUCAUCGAGUAUUUUGCACCGAACGUCCUGGAGCCUUACAUGAAGCAGAUCUUUGUACUUCUCUUUCAAAGACUCUCCUCCACGAAAACGACGAAGUUCGUGAAAGGUUUGAUAGUGUUUUUCGCCUACUAUAUCAUUAGGUACGGAUCGCCGAGCUUAGUCACGAUCAUCGAUCAGAUACAACCGCAAAUGUUCGGGAUGGUCGUGGAGCGUGUGUUCAUAACUGAUAUGCAGAAGAUAUCGGGUGUGAUAGAGCGCAAAGUGGCGGCCGUGGGAAUCUCGAACUUGCUGAUCGACUGCCCGGCGAUGCUCGAGGCACCGUACAAUUCGUACUAUCCGCGUUUGCUGGCCGCGUUGGUGGAAUUCUUCGAGCUUCCUCAGGAUCAAAGCGUGUCGCCGGAAGACGACGUGUUCCCGGAAAUCGAUGACGCGGUUGGCUAUCAAGUCGGUUACAGCCAACUCAUCUGCGCGAGAAAUCCUGCGAAGGAUCCCUUACAAAAUAUCGGUGAUAUACGUCUGCACUUAGCGCAAGGUCUCGGAAGAUUAUCGCCGGGACAUUUGCCGGGACUUUUAGGACAGAUUCCUGAACCGAACGCGAAUCACUUGAGAAAUUACCUACAAACGGCCGGCGUUACUGUUGCAUAAUACGAACUAGGCGUCCGCGACAGAUUGAAAAUCCAUUUGAUAGCUCGAAAAAUGAACAAUAUUGAACUGAAUAAAUUGUAAUUAAGGAGAAGAGCCCUGUUUUCUAUAAAAUAAUUGUACAAUUUUGGAAAACGCAUCAACACAACUAUUUAUAGCUUAAAAGCCCGUAGGUAAUGUUUGUCAUUUUUAUACCGUAACUCGAUAUAUCGUUGUAGAAAAGAAACAAAAAAUACGUAGUCUAGCUAAUUGUAUUUCGAUACAUGGGAAUUGUCGAGAAUAGUUAAAAAAUUUUAAUUAUCCUCGAUUAUCCAUGAUAAGAACGAGCAAACACGUGCUUCAUAUAUUUCUUCGUUUAGUUUCCUAUUUAACCAGCACAUACACGGUUAUAUAUUUUAUAUGUGAAAUAAUAUUGAGACACUGAAUUGUGUGAAUUUGUUCCUCAAAUGUUUUUAAAAUACAUAUCCAUCAGUUUUGUUUCUCUCGUCGGAUGCAGUAAAUCGAAACAUUUCUCUCUUACCAAGUAUAGCAUUUUGUAAUUUUCUACCAUUUUUUAUAAUUCCUUUUGAGGGUAAAACAAAAUUAUUACAAAUAAAUUCAGAAGGAUAGUAAAGCGGAUGGAUUGGUGAACUAUUUUGCAAAUUGUAAAUAUCCAACAUUGAAAUUGUUUAAGCGACUAAGAUAAUUCAUGAUUAAGAAUCGACGAUAUUUUUGUGUUAGGUCAUUUUUGACUGAACCAUAGCAGAGAGGAGUCUCGUUAAUUUGAUAGCUAAGUAAAAAGUUA
Dinoponera quadriceps is the source of this 3807-nucleotide messenger RNA. It is a transcript of the gene Cse1, whose product is annotated as exportin-2. Gene Ontology annotation, molecular function: small GTPase binding; nuclear export signal receptor activity. The coding region runs from base 123 to 3026 and encodes 967 amino acids. The record is from RefSeq and is a predicted model, not a curated record. The transcript has 16 exons. NCBI's taxonomy places the organism in Eukaryota, Metazoa, Arthropoda, Insecta, Hymenoptera, Formicidae. Gene Ontology annotation, biological process: protein import into nucleus; protein export from nucleus. Gene Ontology annotation, cellular component: nuclear envelope; cytosol.